CAGGCCUCCCGCCGCAGGUCCUAGAGCUGCUCCCAUGAUGAUCCCUUUUUUCUUCCGGCCUCUGCCAUUAUUGCUGCUGCUGCUGCUGUCGCCUUGGCCAGGCUGGACCCAAGCGCCAGCCACGGCCUUGCCCUGGGUUACCCGGGGCGACCUGGACUGCCCAGAGGGGUGCGCGUGCGCGCCUGGCGGCCGGGCCAACUGCUCGGCCCUUGCGCUGCACGCUGUACCAGAAGGCAUGAACCGGCGCGUGCGCGAGCUGCUGCUGGACCACAACUGCUUGCGCGCGCUGCCGCCUGGUGCCUUCGCGGGCGCGGGCGCGUUGCUGCGCCUGGACCUGCGCGACAACGGGCUGCGCUCCGUGCACGUGCGGGCCUUCUGGGGUCUGGGUGCGCUGCAGUAUCUUGACCUGAGCGCCAAUCAGCUGGAAGUGCUGGCACCCGGCACGUUUGCGCCGCUACGCGCGCUGCGCACCCUUUCGCUGGCCGGCAACCGACUAGCGCGCCUAGAGCCUGCGGUGCUGAGUGCGCUCCCGCUACUGCGCGCACUCAACUUGCAGGACAACGCGCUGGCGGCGCUCGCACCAGGCCUACUGGCCGGCCUGCCUGCCCUAGAUUCGCUGCGCCUGCGCGGCAAUCCCUGGGCAUGCGGCUGCGCGCUGCGUCCACUGUGCACCUGGUUGCACCGGCAUCCGUCGCCAGCAUCAGAGGCCGAGACGCUGCUCUGCAUGUCGCCUCGGCGCCUGACACUCAGCCCCCUGACCGCCUUGCCCGACACCGCCUUCAGCCAUUGCGCGCAGCCGCUCGCCCCGCGGGACCUGGCCGUGGUCUACGCGAUCGGGCCUGCCUCUUUCCUCGCCAGCCUGGCCGCCUGCCUAGCGCUGGGCUCCGUCCUCACUGCCUGCCGUGCUCGCCGCCGCCGCCGCACCGCCGCCUGCCGCCCGCCGCGGAGUCUGCGGGACCCCGACCCCCACGGCCCUCCCUCGCCCGCGGAUCCUACCAGUCCCGCUGCCGCACCUGCCGAAGCUUGA
Messenger RNA from Otolemur garnettii (small-eared galago), 1027 nucleotides. It is a transcript of the gene LRRC26, whose product is annotated as leucine rich repeat containing 26. NCBI's taxonomy places the organism in Eukaryota, Metazoa, Chordata, Mammalia, Primates, Galagidae. Gene Ontology annotation, cellular component: voltage-gated potassium channel complex. The record is from RefSeq and is a predicted model, not a curated record. The coding region runs from base 35 to 1027 and encodes 330 amino acids. Gene Ontology annotation, molecular function: voltage-gated potassium channel activity; potassium channel activator activity; transmembrane transporter binding. The transcript has 2 exons.